This is a messenger RNA of Lethenteron reissneri (Far Eastern brook lamprey), 810 nucleotides long. RefSeq names its product gastrula zinc finger protein XlCGF7.1-like. Gene Ontology annotation, cellular component: nucleoplasm. Gene Ontology annotation, molecular function: DNA-binding transcription repressor activity, RNA polymerase II-specific; RNA polymerase II cis-regulatory region sequence-specific DNA binding. Gene Ontology annotation, biological process: negative regulation of transcription by RNA polymerase II; regulation of immune system process; regulation of cytokine production. The record is from RefSeq and is a predicted model, not a curated record. NCBI's taxonomy places the organism in Eukaryota, Metazoa, Chordata, Hyperoartia, Petromyzontiformes, Petromyzontidae.
UGCUCUGUGUGUGGGAAGGCAUUUUCAUGGUCAUCAAGUCUUAAGAGACACCAGAGAACACACACGGGUGAGAAGCCAUUCCUGUGCUCUGUGUGUGGGAAAACAUUUGCACACUCAUCACAUCUUCAGAGUCAUCAGAGAACACACACGGGCGAGAAGCCAUUCCUGUGCCCUGUGUGCGGGAAGACAUUUGCACAAUCGACAGGAGGCAAGAAGCCAUUCAAUUGCUCUGUGUGUGGGAAGUCCUUUUCACGGCAAUCAAGUCUUCAGAGACACCAGAGAACACACACGGGCGAGAAGCCGUUCCUGUGCCCUGUGUGUGGGAAGACAUUUGCACGGUCAUCACAUCUUCAGAGUCACCAGAGAACACACACGGGCGAGAAGCCAUUCCUAUGCCCUGUGUGUGGGAAGAAAUUUGCACACUCAUCACAUCUUCAGAUUCAUCAGAGAGCACACACGGGCGAGAAGCCAUUCCUGUGCUCUGUGUGUGGGAAGGCAUUUGCACAGUCAUCACAUCUUCAAGACCAUCAGAGAACACACACGGGCGAUAAGCCAUUCCUGUGCCCUGUGUGUGGGAAGGCAUUUUCACAGUCGUCAAAUCUUAACACGCAUCAAAAGGAAGACCCGUCGGACUCACGGGAUGACCGCGAGGAUAACCUUGACGACUCGGGCCAGCUGGCAUCGGGGGGAGAGGACGAGGAAAUGCCGACGCCGCAGGACCCGCCAGGGCGCCGGACGAGCGACUGGGGACCGAUGCCCUGCGGAAAGUAUGGGGGCGUUGGCCGCGACCGCGGAUGCACCGAUCGGUGA